Messenger RNA from Halichondria panicea, 2484 nucleotides. RefSeq names its product cortactin-binding protein 2-like. Gene Ontology annotation, cellular component: nucleus. Lineage: Eukaryota; Metazoa; Porifera; Demospongiae; Suberitida; Halichondriidae. The transcript is spliced from 10 exons. The record is from RefSeq and is a predicted model, not a curated record. Gene Ontology annotation, molecular function: protein binding. The coding region runs from base 160 to 1746 and encodes 528 amino acids. Gene Ontology annotation, biological process: regulation of gene expression.
UUUGGUGUAUCUAGCUCUAGCUCUAGCUCUAUGGUCUAUGCAGUUGCUUGUAAUUCUUUGAUCUAUGCUUGUACCUAGGCUUGUACGUACACCUAGUACACAUGGUGUUUAUAUAAGUGCUCAGCAAAGCCAAAAGUAUAUGCCAAAAGUAUCAGGACUAUGGAAACAAGUGAUGAUCUGGGUAAGCAACUCUAUGUGGCCUCCUGUGGCGGUCAUGUGCAUGAGGUGGUGAGACUUCUGGCUAGAGGAGCUCCUGUAAACUGGAGGAACAGUGUUGUGUUUGAGCGGACCGCUCUCCAUGCAGCAUGCCUCUGCAACCAUCCUGCUGUAGUGAAGAUACUGGCAGAGCAAGAUGGCAUCGAUGUCAAUGUACAGAGUACUACUCUUGGGUCCACUCCCCUUCACUGGGCCUGCUGGGGGGGACACCUGAAGUGUGUCCAGCUACUGAUGGCAACUGGACAGUGUGCCCUAGGAGCUAUGACCAGUGAGGGACUUACUCCACUGGGAGAGGCAGUCAGGAGGGGGCGCCUGGACACUGUCAAGUGCCUCGUUUCUGAAUUCAAUGUGGAUGUCUGUGCUGGCCUGGUGAAGCCACUCUCUCUUUCACGGAACAAUGACAUUACUCAACUCUUGUUGAAGCACGGGGCUAAAGACAGAUAUUCACAUCAUCACAAAGCUCUUGGGUCACAGUUUAUUAUUUCCAUUCAACCUAAAGAUGUUUCUUGUAAACCUGGGGAAGAAGCUAAGUUUACAGUAUCAACAUCACCAACUGCUUCUACAUGUACAUAUCAGUGGUAUUUUCAAAAUCAAUCAAUAACGAUUGGAAAUCUUGACUGCAAUGGUCAGACAUCAAAUUGUCUCCAGAUAUUAAAAUUCCUUCCUAGGAAUAAAGGUAUUUACUGGUGUGCUGCUGAAAAUGCAUCUGGCACCCGAGUCACCUCACAUCUGGCAGCUCUCACUGCAGAUGUUCCAGAGUGGAGCCUGCACACCUUGACAGUGGAGUUGAAGACUCUUACUGACCCCAUACGGUUUGGGAUACAACUCAACGUCCCUGAAGAAGAACUGGCUAUCAUACGUAAGGACCACCAUCUUGACACUAAAUGUCAAAAGACUGCCUUGUUCCAGUACUUGGCCAACAACCACAAGAGCCGGGCAAUAACUUGGAGCAGUAUUGCCGAUGCUCUGUACAACAUUAAUUAUGUCGAUCUCUCUCUAGACAUUAGGGAGAAAUACUGCGCGAACACACGGUGUAGCAAACAGCAAGGUUUCACUAUAGGUCAAGCAAUGAAAAGACCGAACUCUAUGGAACUGGCUGGUGUUGCUGCUACGGAGAUUAGUGAUAAUCUACUACCAGCUUCCAGACCAACAGAAAACUGUCCAAGCACAGGUGAAUUGGUAAUGACUGGCUUAACACUCGCUGUUCUAAAGAAGAGAAAUAGAGUUAGUGACACCCAGUUGGACACGGAGGUCAUAGAACACGACAUUUAUAUCUUAGCCGGCUGCUUCGAUAAUCUAGAAAACUAUCUCGAUCAGUUGCGCCUGACUCCUGGGCAGCAAACUUACAUUUACGAUAUUGCUGUCAGACAAGACAUUCAAACUGCAAUGGCAAAGGCUUUGAAGCUGUGGCGUGCCCCCAACCCUCUUGUUGCCACGUUCCGAGCCCUAUUGACCAUAAUACUGGAUCUCAAAAGAGGAGACGUGGCUGUUAGGGUGUGUCAGUACAUUGCAGACAGAGUUCCACAAUAAGGGCACUUAACACUCACAUGUUUAUUCCCACACAGACAGUAUCCUUUAAUAUAUACUCAUGUUGUUUAUUUUGGCUGAAGACGUUUACCCAUUUUCAUGCACCACAUCACGCACUUAUAUAAUUAUACUAGUAUAACACAAGUUUUUCUAUUAUUGUGUACAGUCAGCAGUCAUUAGUUGAUUUACCAUGCAGCUUAUUCUCACUUUCUUGUUUUUGUAUAUACUCGUGUUGUUUAUUUUGGCUGAAGACGUUUACCCAUUUUUCAUGCACCACUUAUAUAAUUAUACUAGUAUAAUACGAGUUUUUCUAUUAUUGUGUACAGUCAGCAGUCAUUAGUUGAUUUACCAUGCAGCUUAUUCUCGCUUUCUUGUUUUUGUAUAUACUCGUGUUGUUUAUUUUGGCUGAAGACGUUUACCCAUUUUUCAUGCACCACAUCACGCACUUAUAUAAUUAUACUAGUAUAAUACGAGUUUUUCUAUUAUUGUGUACAGUCAGCAGUCGUUAGUUGAUUUACCACGCAGCUUAUUCUCGCUUUCUUGUUUUUGUAUAUACUCGUGUUGUUUAUUUUGGCUGAAGACGUUUACCCAUUUUCAUGCACCACAUCACGCACUUAUAAUUAUAAUUAUACUAGUAUAAUACGAGUUUUUCUAUUAUUGUGUACAGUCAGCAGUCAUUAAUUGAUUUACUAUGCAGCUUAUAGCUUUUUGUAAACAUAUAUAAUUGAUAUUAUUUUUGUA